AUGGAGGCGAAUACGUGUUGCAUCUGCCAAGAGGAUUUGAAACAGCCAAUAGCGAAACCCGACUGUUGUACGCACGUAUUUUGCAGUGAAUGUCUGCAUCUGUGGCUCUCUCGACAAAAUACGUGCCCGCUCGACCGAUAUGUGGUGAAUAGGAUUCACAUAAUGAACAAUCUCGACGGUCCAGUUGUUGAAACGGUUCCCAUCUCAAAUCCCAUCAGCACUCUUGAAGAAUCGCACUUCGUGGACUUUUGGAUGUCACAAUUUGGAUACACUUUACUCCCUACAGAGCCUAAUACUUGGAUACUAAAAUUGGCCGAGGUGGAAGAGGAGUUACACAAUACGCUUCGACAUCUGCUGAAUAUUGACGAAGAUCUACUAUCCUAUAUUGAUGAACAUGUGAAUAUUUACCAGAAUCUAAAUUGGAAUGAAGAAUCGCUCUUUCACCUUCACUUCUAUAUCAAUGAACUUUCUGAACCACAAUUUUACGAGCGUUUAAGCUCUGAAAACAGGAGAACUUUUCAACGAUUGCUCAUCAACUUUGGUCCUCGCGUACUGCGAUUUUUCAUAGAAUGUUCCAGAAAGUUCGGCUUUGUAUUACCCUACCCUGACGAUAUCGACUUAAUAGUCUACGGAUCAAUGUCAGAAGUAGUUGAAACAACAAAUGCCUGUCUCAGAAAAUUCAUCUCAAUUAUUGAUACGAUGUUGAUAUUAGACCCGAUUAUUCCCGGUGAUGUUGAAUGA
This is a messenger RNA of Rodentolepis nana, 741 nucleotides long. The record is from the annotation of a GenBank genome assembly. Lineage: Eukaryota; Metazoa; Platyhelminthes; Cestoda; Cyclophyllidea; Hymenolepididae.